Molecule: messenger RNA, 315 nt
Organism: Carica papaya (papaya)
Lineage: Eukaryota; Viridiplantae; Streptophyta; Magnoliopsida; Brassicales; Caricaceae
Source: RefSeq, a predicted model, not a curated record
AUGGAGAGUAGCGAGAGCAAGAAGAGGAGAGAUAUUGAUAAAGAAAAACAAGAAGAUGAAGAAGAGAAGAUGGAAAAGUUCUAUGCAUUGAUAAAAAGAAACGAAGACAUGCACUGCCGAUUCAAAGAAAUUGAAAAAGAGGAAAAGGCUUUCACUGCGCCUAGGAAUCCAACCUUCCGACCUGAAGACUUCAUGGACCAUGAUGCAGACAUUAAAGGUGGUAAGAGCUUACAACAACUACCUAGACCCUCUAAUAAGAAACCACAAGGAGGAGAAGGUUGUGGUACUGCUUUAGAUUUAAACCUUUCUCUGUAG